AUGCCUCCGGCGGCUGGGGCUCCGCCCCAGACCCUGGUUGCUCCUGCUUCGCAGGAGAUUUUUCGCGUGGGGACCGUGUCGCAACGACUCGAGCGAAGCGAGAGGAGCAACCCGGGUCUGGGGCGGAGCCCCAGCCGCCGGAGGCAGACCCCUGUUCCCGGAGAAUCACCACUAACCAGAGUCACAGUGAACCGUACGAGGGCCAUUCUGGGGGAGAUAGCGGGCGAUGGCAGUUUUGAGGCCCAUGCUAAGGGCGUUUCGUGGCCCGAGUUCGUGGAUUUGGUAGUGGAGCUGUUGGAUGCCAAUGUUUCAGGGUUGUACGACCGGCCUGAAAAGAGUUAUAUCGAUCCGUUGACGGGUCAAGAGUCGAGUGAGUCUGAAAUGACGGACCAGGUUAAGAGUUUGUUGAGAACCGAGUUUGCGGCAGGUCCGCCGUUCACCGUGCAACGACUGGCCGAGCUGCUCGGUUCACCUCUGGAUUUCUACCCGGCUCCGUUCGUGUAUAAAUACCUGACAGCGUUGAAACGGGUUCUGUCAGUCGCAUCGCUGAGCACGGACUACCCCGCCGUCGAUUUACAAGCCGAGAUAGCCCAGUCGAAAACCGACACCAGCAGCGCCAACUACGGCGAACCGGGCGUGGUCAUGACCGAGAUCCCCUGGGUCCUCGACACGGGUCUCCCUGAAAACACCCCCACUGCAGCCCCCGCUGACGACCCUUUUUAA
This is a messenger RNA of Sugiyamaella lignohabitans, 723 nucleotides long. RefSeq lists its product as uncharacterized. Bases 1 to 723 code for a protein of 240 amino acids. The record is from RefSeq and is a predicted model, not a curated record. NCBI's taxonomy places the organism in Eukaryota, Fungi, Ascomycota, Dipodascomycetes, Dipodascales, Trichomonascaceae. Gene Ontology annotation, biological process: protein dephosphorylation. Gene Ontology annotation, molecular function: protein phosphatase regulator activity. Gene Ontology annotation, cellular component: protein phosphatase 4 complex; nucleus; cytoplasm. The transcript has a single exon.